Messenger RNA from Nycticebus coucang (slow loris), 963 nucleotides. RefSeq names its product ATP synthase membrane subunit c locus 1 (gene ATP5MC1). The transcript is spliced from 4 exons. The record is from RefSeq and is a predicted model, not a curated record. Bases 274 to 861 code for a protein of 195 amino acids. NCBI's taxonomy places the organism in Eukaryota, Metazoa, Chordata, Mammalia, Primates, Lorisidae. Gene Ontology annotation, biological process: proton transmembrane transport; proton motive force-driven ATP synthesis. Gene Ontology annotation, molecular function: proton transmembrane transporter activity.
CUGGGCUGUGUGGAGGGGCAUUUGCCUCCAAUGCUGGGAGAGGCGAUGAGACCCUAUACAUAACCUUAUCAACUAAUGUUACAAACAGUAAUGAGUGAUUACUGCCCUGGCUGGGGCGCUUCGAGGACUGGUGUGUAAGAUGGGCAGGACCCUGCGCAACAUCUGCCCAGUGUCAGCCGGGAGUCAGUCUUCCCGGGAGACCAUCCUCUUUCACAAUAUUUCUCUCCCGGGGCUCGGGCCUCCUUCCUUUACUUCCGAUCUCCGUGAUUUCCCAUGCGGACCAGCUGCGCGCUCUCUCUGACCUCUAAUGCCCUCUUCAGCUGUGGCAUUGUGCACGGAAGAGAAUGGUGCAGAGAGGACAGCCGGGGGGUGAAGGGGACAACCGAAGGUCGCCAGUAUAAGCAAACAACCACGCUCGCUCACUUUUUUUCCCCUCUGCAGACUGAAAAAAUGCAGACCACCGCGGCACUGCUCAUUUCGCCGACUCUGAUCCGCUGCUGUACCAGGGGUCUAAUCAGACCUAUGUCUGCCUCCUUCCUGAAUAGGCCAGAGUAUUCAUCUAAACAGCCUUCCUACAACAGCUCCCCACUCCAGGUGGCCCGAAGGGAGUUCCAGACCAGUAUUGUCUCCCGGGACAUUGACACAGCAGCCAAGUUUAUUGGUGCUGGGGCAGCCACAGUUGGUGUGGCUGGUUCAGGAGCUGGCAUUGGAACGGUGUUUGGCAGCUUGAUCAUUGGCUAUGCCAGGAACCCGUCUCUCAAGCAGCAGCUCUUCUCCUACGCCAUUCUGGGCUUUGCCCUGUCUGAGGCCAUGGGGCUCUUCUGUUUGAUGGUUGCCUUCCUCAUCCUAUUCGCCAUGUGAGGCUCCAUGAGGGUCACCUACCUGUUCCUGCUGCUGGGACUCCAUGCCAUUCCUGGUGCUGGGGUGUGCUAAGCUUUACCAUUAAACACAACUUUCUCUAAA